UACAUACAUACACAAGCCAAAUUUGCAAGUUAGUUUGGAAAUAUACUUGUAUAUGAAAAUUUGAAAAUAUAUACAAUUUUUACAUUAGCUUCAAAAGACAAAAGGAAGCCAGGAAUUAUUUUUUAGCGGCAAGCGACUGGAAGGAGGUCCGAUUGAAGCGAGGUCUGCCGUCCGCGACAGAGGUUCCUCACUUCUCAGCACAUAUCAAUUUUUUUUUUCAAGAUGGCGUCUUUUCCUUGCAAAGGAAUGCUCAAUUUCGGAAUUCUUCGCGCCAGGAACCUGCGGACUUGCUCCAGGCUAAAACUGCACACUGCACAAAAUAAAAGAAGAGCUGCUGCCGAGUCUACAACACAGCAGGCUCAGGCAGCUGACGAUAUUGUCAUCCCUGAUUACAUCGAAAGGUCACCCACCGAUAUUCUAAAGGCCCUAAGCUCAACGGUGGGCCGAGACCUGACGGCAUCUCACUUCAAAUUCCACGACGACCCGUACCUGAUGCCGCGCUCCAACCCGGAUAAGCGGCAGUUCGCGCUGUCUCAGGAGGCUGGCCGUAAUGCGGCUCGCUGGAUCCGCGACCACAAGCCCGAGCUGUUCAGCCACCAGACUGCACAGCCCUUCUCGCAGGCUUAUGCCCCGGUGGAGGUGUUCGACUCGGACUCGGCCGUCUCUGAGGAGACUCUGCUGCGACUCAUUGACGAGGUGCGCGUCUCGGACGCCGUCACCGUCUACCGAAAAUUGGCCGCCGAGAACGCCGAGCUGAGCCGGGAGACGCGUCAGGCGCUGCUCGAACUGCUCUGCUACCACAACUGUGACGACACUCUGGCAGAAGACCGGAUCGAGGAGCGAUGGUUCGCCAGCACGGCCGUCGCCACAAAAGUCCGAAACACCUGGAAAGAUAACGGAGUAGCCGAGGAGGUGUUUCGGAGUCUGGAGCCGCUGGACGCCCGCGCCUACAACACACUCAUCAGGGGGAUGGCCAAGUACCACCAGGCUGAUCGCGCAAAGAAGACGUGGGACGAGAUGCUGAACCAGGGCUUGAAGCCCGAGCUGGAGACGUACAACCACAUGAUCAGCAUCGCCAGCUUCGUGAUGGAGAGCUCGCAGAAGCAGUGGGAGUUCGUCGAGGAUCUGCUGCGUCAGAUGGCCGCUGAGGGUGUCCGGCCCAACACCUCCACCCUGACGGCCGUGAUGCACGCAGUUCAGAUGCUCGGCUCGUGGCGGAACGCCCGUGAGACGGCGCUGGCCGCGUGGCGUGAGCUGCGCGCGCUGGGCGUGCGACCCUCCCUGGCCAGCUACUACUGUCUUCUGUCUGUCUUCUAUCGUGACCGUAACAACUCAGCGGUGUCCGGCUCGCUACUGAAGAGUGUCCUGAACGAGCUACAGGGAAAGUCAUUCACCAUCGAGCACCCAAUGGAUACCUUCUUCUUCACCACUGCCAUGAACAUUUGCAAAAAUAAAUUGCAGGACCGAGACCUGGCGCUACGUGUGGACGAACUCCUCCACACGGGCGACAACUACGACCUGAUCGGCGACUCCUACAAGGAGGCCAUCUACUACCGUAACCUGCUGGGACUGCUCUCCGUCACAGAGCCCAUCGAGGCGUUCAUUGAGAACUUUUACAACAAAUUGGUGCCCAACGUGUACACGCCUGAGCCGGGCAUUAUGGAGGGACUGGUGAAGGCGGUCAAUCUCAACGGUGCCGUCCAGUACAUCCCUCAACUCUGGACGGACAUGGUGACCUUCGGUCAUACGAACCGCACCAGUCUGCUGACGACCCUGCUACAGACCCUGGCGCUCAACCCGGGCCAGACGGACGAGCAGCGGCGCCAGCUGGCGGCCGUAGGGUGGGACCUCUUUGAGAGGGUCGAGCGACAGCGCAGCGACCGACAUGACAAGUCGGACCGCCUGCACUGGACUGCGCCGAUGCUCGGCGACCUGAUCCUGGUGCUGACCCGUGCCGGAGAGGUCAGCCAGGCGGCGCGAAUCCUGAGGAAGCUGGACGCCGAGCAGACUGAGAUUGUUGGAGUUCCGGACGUUCGGGCAGUCCAGGGCCUCUUUGACAUGGCGCUGGUCCAUCAGAAGACGCCCGUCUGCGUGCUAUGCGCCCGCUACGCGUGCGAGAUGGGUUUCGGCGAGGCGCAGGCCAUGGCCGACACGCUUCUCUCCACUCUGCCUGUGACCGAUGACGAUCGACUGAAGCUGGCCUCUGCCGGGCUGGAAGUACCGCCGCCCCAGAGCUGACUGGUCGCCUAAACGCUGUGAAGACGUGAGUGUAUGAGUGUGAGUGGGAGAGUUCAUUGGAUUGGAUUGUGGGAUGGUGUAGACUGAAGAUGAGAGAUGACAUUACCUCGCUUUUGUAGGUGGCACUGGCGUGCAGUUGGUGCUAGAAGUCGAGUGGUGACGAUGAGACGCGUGUGAUGUGGUAUAAUUUUAGUACCAUGGAGUUCGGUCCAGUUUUGUAUUUGUUUUGCCGGUAUUGUGAGAUGUGUUGAUGUCGGCUCUCAGGGGGCGUUCUAUUUGUGCUGCUCCAGUCGCAUGGAAUAUAUGAUCAGCCUCGUAA
Messenger RNA from Amphibalanus amphitrite, 2557 nucleotides. Its product is annotated as protein PTCD3 homolog, mitochondrial-like. The record is from RefSeq and is a predicted model, not a curated record. Gene Ontology annotation, cellular component: mitochondrion. Gene Ontology annotation, molecular function: rRNA binding; ribosomal small subunit binding; protein binding. Gene Ontology annotation, biological process: mitochondrial translation. Lineage: Eukaryota; Metazoa; Arthropoda; Thecostraca; Balanomorpha; Balanidae. Bases 223 to 2238 code for a protein of 671 amino acids. The transcript is spliced from 14 exons.